Funneliformis caledonium is the source of this 1179-nucleotide messenger RNA. NCBI's taxonomy places the organism in Eukaryota, Fungi, Glomeromycota, Glomeromycetes, Glomerales, Glomeraceae. The record is from the annotation of a GenBank genome assembly.
AUGAAACGAUAUUUUGAGUACUUGCAAGCAUAUUCAAAAUUAUAUUACAAUGAUUUUAUGAAAAUCGUAUUAUCAUCAUAUACUACUAGAAAAUUAAAUGUUAAAAAAGAAUUGGAUUUCAUCUUUAGUCAUCUAACUAUUCAACUAGAAGGAUCGAUUAUUCAUGGCAAACUUGAUCAAUGCCUUUUCAUACAAGCAAUUAAUUUGUUAUUACAGAAGAUUUAUGAUGAGGAGGAAUAUGAGCAAGAUCUUGAUAUUCUUUUGUCUCUGUAUUCAGUUGAACCUUUUUUGAAACAUGGAGAUCUGGCAUUGCAACAAUUAUCCUCGUUGCAACAAAUAACUUCUAUAGCAUUUCUAAAGGAAUUCGUACAUAAAUUUUGGGAGAAUUAUAUGCAAAAAAACAAUUCUUUAUCUAGAUCAUUAGUCAAAGAGAUCAAUGAUUGCAUGAAAAACAAUCAAUCAUUUAUCCAGUCUUUGAAAUCCUAUUUUUUAAUAGGCAUAAAGCAAUCCGACCAAUUAAAAAAUGUAUUCCCGUGGAUUGAAAAUGAUACCGAUAAUGAAACAACUUACCUUCCGAGACUCUGGGAAUCUACAAAGAUAGCGAAUUUUGAAGAUUUCUAUUCUUUUUAUGAUUGCAACUUUGUUCAAAGUUUAGAUAAAUAUCCUUUCCUAUCAGUAUACUUUAAUAAUUAUGAGAAAUUAAGACUUAUCAAGCAUCUUUACCCAAUGGUUAGAUUCAUAAAGAUUUUAAAUACAAACCUUGAGUAUGGUUUAACUAGAAAAAAGGCUCUAACCAUGACAUUUAAUAAGUUUAUCAAGAUCUUCGCAAAUGAAGAUAUCAGGAAGGAAGAUUAUUUAAAAGAGAUAUUCAACAAAUUUGCUUUAGGUUGGAAUUCCGUCAUCAGUUAUGUUAGUCAUUAUCGAUCCAAAGAAUUACCCAAAUGGCCAAAAAAUUCCAAUCUGAGCUUGUAUUUCUUGGAUUUUAGUCUGGGUUUAUGGGAUAAUGACAUUAAAGAAGAAGUUGUUAAUCAAUCUUUCCCAACUUGCCUAUUGGCAUCUAAUACAAAUUAUACUUAUGCCUUCAUCGUUAAUGAAAUCAAGAGAAUAAAACCGCAAAUUAAACCGCAAAUUAAACCGGAUAAAAAAAAUUAUGGAAGAAGGCAACGUUCUACACGAUAG